AUGUGUUGUUAUGACCAUGGAUUAAGUGUACCACAGCUUGCCUACGCCUUUGUCGUUGGAAUAUGUUUAGCACAAGCAAGUUACUUGUCACAUGUAAAUGGAAAUGGAUUUUCCCUUAACGGAAAUGGAUAUACUAAUGGCGUAAACGGGAAUGGGAAUGGCGCAUAUACAAAUGGUAAUGGCAUAAAUGGCAAUAGCAGAAAUGGAAAUGGCAAUGGUGCAUUUUCUAAUGAAAAUGGAAAUGGGAACGGCGCAUAUAAUAAUGGGAAUGGAGGCAUAAAUGGUAACGGUAAUGGAGUUUAUAGAAACGGGAAUGGGAGAGGUGCAUAUAAAAAUGAUAAUGGUAUAAAUGGGAACGGAGUAUAUACAAAUGGUAAUGGUAGGUAUGGAAAUGGCAAUGGUGCAUUUUCUAAUGGAAAUGGGGCUUAUGUAAAUGGAAAUGGCAACGGUGCAUAUUCCAAUGGUAACGGUGCAUAUACCAAUGGAAACGGGAAUGGAGCCUACGGAAAUGGUAAUGGGGUCACCGUGUACGCCAAUGGCAUUGUGGAUCCGUUCAGAGCUCUAGCUGAUGCCAUUGGCGGUGGAGGCGUGCCAGGUGUGGACUACCCCAUUCUGGCCUUCGUUCCCGCCACCAGCUUCUCGUGCAACGACCAACUGCCUGGAUAUUACGCUGAUACUGCGCCUGAGGCUGGAUGUCAGGUGUUCCAUAUCUGUCAGGCAGGAGGCAGAAUCGACUCGUUCCUUUGUCCCAAUGGCACAGUGUUUAAUCAGCAACAUUUUGUGUGCGAUUGGUGGUACAACUUUGACUGUUCGACGGCUGAACAGUUCUACGGUUUGAACGCUGAGAUUGGUAAUUUCAAUGGAAAUGGAUACACAAACGGUAAUGGUUAUAAUGGAUAUGCCAACGGUAAUGGAUACACCAACGGCAAUGGUUACAACAACGGUCAUAGGAAUGGUAAUGGAUAUACCAACGGUAACGGAUACACUAAUAGUAACGGCAACGGAUACACCAAUGGGAAUGGAUAUAUAAACGGUAACGGCAAUGGUUACACCAACGGCAAUGCUAACGGAAAUAGGUACAGCAAUGACAACGGUAAUGGAAACGGGUUUACCAAUGGAAAUGGGUAUAAGAACGGUAACAAAAAUGGAUACAGCAAUGGGAAUGUAUAUGCUAACGGCAAUGGUAAUGGGAACGGCUACGUCAACGGAAAUGGCAAAGCCAAUGGAAAUGGCAGAGCGUCGUACGUACAGAAAAGAAAAAACUCAUACCACAUCGCUCGUCCUGUGGACUACCAAGGAGUGCGUUGCCCAGUGGAUAACCAGGCUGGCAACGAAAAAUAUGCUAUUUUGAGAAGGAAUUUGUCAGAAAAAGAUCUAACAGAUUUACUGGACAUUACAUUGUCAACUUCAUGA
Penaeus indicus is the source of this 1413-nucleotide messenger RNA. Its product is annotated as insoluble matrix shell protein 4-like. NCBI's taxonomy places the organism in Eukaryota, Metazoa, Arthropoda, Malacostraca, Decapoda, Penaeidae. Bases 1 to 1413 code for a protein of 470 amino acids. Gene Ontology annotation, cellular component: extracellular region. The transcript has 6 exons. The record is from RefSeq and is a predicted model, not a curated record. Gene Ontology annotation, molecular function: chitin binding.